This is a messenger RNA of Patiria miniata (bat star), 2099 nucleotides long. RefSeq names its product spermatogenesis-associated serine-rich protein 1-like. The record is from RefSeq and is a predicted model, not a curated record. Bases 170 to 955 code for a protein of 261 amino acids. NCBI's taxonomy places the organism in Eukaryota, Metazoa, Echinodermata, Asteroidea, Valvatida, Asterinidae. The transcript has 7 exons.
CCCUCUUUCGACAGUUGUUAUGUCAAUGCCAGCUAGCUGUACACAACGAGAACGUGAAGAAAGUUGUUGACAUUUUGAUGAAGUUAAGUGUUUUCCAUUCAUGUGAUUUGUAAAAAAGACAAAGUUAAAAGAAAUUGCAAUUACUUAUAGCUUCCGGGCUGACUGAGACAUGUCACUUCAUGUCAUUACUGAGAUAGGGGUGCCAGGGCGAAAAGAACGUGAGAGGCGUCACUAUGCAGAGAGGCGAGGCCAUGAGCAACCCACGGGGCGAGGGCGCCGCUACUUACCCCACGGGGAUGGGUCUCAGCCAGACUGGCAGCCCCACCCACACUGUCUUCAAGUCAAAUAUUCUGAGGAGGGCCCCGACUGGUCGUCUCGUCUGCGAUACAUCCCAGCUCCCACCGAACCUGAACCAAGGGAGGAUUAUAAACUUCCUUCCCUUCGCUGCUUCCCAUGGCGUCAUUUCAAAUCAAACGAGGAAUGGUCGUUCUAUCCCGAGGGAUUUCAUGUCGGUCGACGAUGUCAGUUUCCAGCCGACGCCCCUCCGGAAGAAAAGGAACAUCCCGCCAGCAUGACUUCAACAAAAGAAGUGACACACUCCUCCCUGCUGGGAAUGAAUCGAAAAUUGCCAAGAACGUUUGAGAGGAGAGGAUUUUUCCCAGAAGCCUCCCCUGGUGACAAGUCGUACCAGGCAUCGGAAUACUCGCCAAAGUUUCACAAGUUUGGCUCGACCAGGCCUGUUGUCAACUUUGGUGGCUCACCGAAGAGAAAACACGACACAUUUGUUCCCUUGCAAGAGCUUCCACCUUACCCUUGCGAGCGAUAUACAAGUAAGGAAAGAAGGCGGAAAUACAAGGAGGAACUGGACUCGGUACGAGUAUUGGAGAGCUGGGAACCGGCCAUGCCGCUGGGCCUCCCCUUCGGAUGUGACGAUCGGAGAUUUGUCGCAGUCUAAAGCUGGCUGAAGAUUUUUCUUCAAUCUCUUGAUGUUGAAUUAGUAUUCAUGGGGGCAAGUUGCAUGGUUGUGAUCUGCGAAGGGCACAGUUUGAAACAGGAAUGCCAGCUAAAGGCAAAUUCCAUUGUCCGAGCCAUUGACAAAACAGCCGGUGGGUAGGGGAUAGGGGGCAGGGGUGCAGGGGGAGUGGCUAUUAAAUCAUGCAAAAAUGUUUGCAGGAAGAAAACACUAGAAGGAAACACCAGAUUCCCCAAGUAACAAACUUCAAUCACUUUGUAGAAUCCUGUAGUAAAACUUUGGUUUCAUAUGAAUGUUUUAUUCCUUUUUUAUGCAAAGGUGCAAUUCCGAAGUGUAGAACUUGAAUGGGGGCUGAGGAUUGGUAACCAUCUUUGAACAAAACAUUUUACCAAGUAUUUUUAUGCCUGUUGCAUUAUUUUUUUUAUUUUGAAGGCUGUUUUUCAACUCUGUAUUUUCAACUCGAUAGAAACUCUGAUAAAAAAGAACCAGAUAGGGGUACUUUUGUACAAAGAUUCCGUUAGUAGAUUAAUAUACUUCAGAUCAUCGGCACACACACAUUUUGUAAAUGACAUUCCACUUUGAAAUUAUGUUUGAACUGUCUUUAUUGUUUGCAGAUAAAACUGAAACAUUGGAACUAAGUUAUUAUGCACAUGUAAAAAAUACAUGCCUAAAUUUGAAAUGGUUAAAUAGUAUACUAAAUAGAGGCCAAUGUUUUUUGAUACAUGUUCAGUUGGAAUUAACAUACCUAACUUUUUAUAAAGUUGUCAUAUUUCUCAAAAUCACUGAAAAUGUUAUGUAUAGCUUUCAAGGUUCUUUUUUUAAAUCAAGGUUUUGUAACUAGCAAAACUGCAAUCAUAAAAGCACCAUUUGAAGCACUUUCAAUAUUCUAAGCCUUGUUAGAAGCCUUAUUAGAAUAACUUCACAGUAAUUUGAGCACCACUUUUGACCAUAGAGCAAUUUUAUAUUACUCCCAAGAACAAACCAUUUUGUGCAAAGCGUUCUGGCUGAAAACAAAAUUGAAGUACCUGACAGUACAUAGAGGUUUACCUUUUCAGACCUAACCUUUUUUUAUACGUCACAGUUGUAACAUAACUUUGUACAGUUUAUUAAAAGACAAGAUUUAUCA